Molecule: messenger RNA, 4858 nt
Organism: Odocoileus virginianus texanus
Lineage: Eukaryota; Metazoa; Chordata; Mammalia; Artiodactyla; Cervidae
Source: RefSeq, a predicted model, not a curated record
GCCCCAGCUCACGGAGGCCAGGGCCCUCAGGCCUGCUGACCUAUGGUCAGCCCCCAAAGGGAGGAGGCCUGACCUCGGGUCAGGCCGGUUACCAUGGAAAUGCCCAGCUGGAGAUGCCCCCCUAAGGCCACAGGAUACCGCUUCCAUUCAGAGAAAACUUUACUAGUUCUGGGUUCUUUCUCUCUCCUCCCCCUUCCUAAAGGCUCCCAGGUUGCCAGAGAUGGGAGCCAGGGUUCUGCCUGACUCCAAGACUGGGUGACACAUCCAACCCCUCACCCCCACCCCCACGUUGCUACCUCUACCCCUGCUUCUGGGGACAGGCAGCAACAGGGACAGAUGGUCUGGGUGAUGUUCCCUCCCCUUCUCUUCUCACUCCCAAGCCCUUGUGCUCGGGCUACUGGUAGUUGUUGUGGCUCUGGAGAGAUGAUGAGUUUUAUUUGUGUCCAUUCACUGGAUGUGUAAAUAGAGGCCCCUGAGCUUUGGGGUUUAGCUCUGCAGAACUGUUACCCAGCCCUGGGUAAUGUGCCUGUCAUUUCUCUAGUGAGAAACUGAAGCUCUGAAACUUUUUCCAGAGUUAGAGAGGAACCCUGGUGUCUUGCCUCUCCUCUCUCUAGGAUCUUACACUGAUACUCAGAGUGGGCCUGAAACCAAGGAGCAGGGCAGUAAUGGUUUUGUGGAAAGGAGGGCCUAGGUAGAGGAUGAGGGCCAGGUCUCCUAAUCUAGACUGUUGGGUGUAUUGCCCAGGCAGUGUUUCUGGUGGGCAAUGUGAGCUUUGACUUCUUACAUGGCCUUAUCUGUCUGUGGAGUGGCGGGGACUUGGGACUGGGUGGGACGGUCUCUUUCCCGAGGACAUGUGCUCCUCACUCAGUUCUGACUGGCUUGUGAAGGCUGCGUGUCAUACUGGGAGCCUGUGGAUGUGACAUCUGAGAGCUCAUGUGUGGGGCGAGGGCCUGUUGCGGGCACCCUGAUCCUGCCUGGGGCUGCUGGGUUCCAACCCUUGGUAGGCAUGUUGGGGCGAGCUGAGGGUGGAAGCCUGCUAGGCAGGAUGAGACACACGCGUGUGCAGGUACACACAGGCUCUGAGUUUUGGCGCCUUCGGGGACCGUGUAUGGUAGGCCCCUCUGGAACCCUCCUUUGGCCCAUAUUGUGAGGAGGGGACCCAGGGGAGAGAAUUACAUGGCACAUGUUGGCACAGGGUCUUCCUUUGUCUCUCUCCCCCCCCCCCACCAAGGAACAGAAUAGAUUUUGUAUCAAAAUUAGAGAGGGGGCUCAGAUACAGCCAAUACCCUUCCAAAUGCAAUCAAGUUUGUGGGACAUGAGGAAGCAGCAGUGGCUAGGACUUAGCUUCACUUUCUCCUCCUGUCUGGUGGGGAGGGGGAAAAUGGCAUUUGGGACCUGGCUGGCACCCAACUAUGAAUAUAACACUUCUUCCAGUCAGGUAAUAGUAGAGCAGGAAACUCUAUGCUGCCGGGUGAGGUGGAGAGGGGACACCUGUGCAUAGGCAUAGAUACACACCAGCAGAGACCCUGUCUAGUUACCACUUGCCUCCAAACUGAGCCCCUGAAACCUAGGCUCCUUCCCAGGGGCUUCUUAUUUUCUGUUUGUAAGGAGAGUGGGAUCCAUUGGAGGCCCAUCUACCUCCCUCCUCCACAGCAAGUCUAAAGAAAGAAAAGGGGUUGAGUUGAAGCUUUGGGUUUCUGGUUUGUAGACAAUACUGAACCAUGGUAGGUGUGGGGGAGGGGGCUGGACUGAUAAGGGAGUGGCCGUUGGUGGGAGAGGCAGAAGGCCCAACUGGUUAUCUAGUGGGCAACACUCGGCAGGCACCCCCCCCCCUUAUCUUUUUAUCCCCUGCCCUCCUGAGACCCUGGGGGUGGAGAAGGGGCAGGGAGUUGGCAAAAUCCCCCUUCACCCUCUCCCAGCUUCAUCUCCAGAGUGCAGUAGGGGAGUAGAACUACCAUAGGAUAUGGGACUCAGAAGACUAGGCUCAAGUCCUGGUUCUGCCAGUUACCAACUCGGUUGUUCCUCAAAGUCAUUCAAGCUGUACUCACCGAAGGAGCCCCCCAACGGCAACGCCUUCCCGCCCUUCCAUCCCGGCACCAUGCUAGAUCGGGAUGUGGGCCCAACUCCCAUGUACCCACCUACAUACUUGGAGCCUGGGAUCGGAAGGCACACACCAUAUGGCAACCAAACUGACUACAGAAUAUUCGAGCUUAACAAACGGCUUCAAAACUGGACAGAGGAGUGUGACAAUCUCUGGUGGGAUGCUUUCACAACUGAGUUCUUUGAGGAUGAUGCCAUGUUAACCAUCACUUUCUGCCUGGAGGAUGGACCAAAGAGAUACACCAUUGGCCGGACCCUGAUCCCGCGCUACUUCCGCAGCAUCUUCGAGGGGGGUGCUACAGAGCUCUACUAUGUGCUUAAGCACCCCAAAGAGGCAUUCCACAGCAACUUCGUUUCCCUUGACUGUGACCAGGGCAGCAUGGUGACCCAGCACGGCAAACCCAUGUUCACCCAGGUUUGUGUGGAAGGCCGGUUGUACCUGGAGUUCAUGUUUGACGACAUGAUGCGGAUAAAGACGUGGCACUUCAGCAUCCGGCAGCACCGAGAGCUCAUCCCCCGAAGCAUCCUUGCCAUGCAUGCCCAGGAUCCCCAGAUGUUAGAUCAGCUCUCCAAAAACAUCACCCGGUGUGGGCUGUCCAAUUCCACUCUCAACUACCUCCGACUUUGUGUGAUACUCGAGCCCAUGCAGGAGCUUAUGUCCCGCCACAAGACCUACAGCCUCAGCCCCCGUGACUGCCUCAAGACCUGCCUUUUCCAGAAGUGGCAGCGCAUGGUAGCGCCCCCCGCGGAGCCUGCACGGCAGCAGCCCAGCAAACGGCGGAAACGGAAGAUGUCUGGGGGCAGCACCAUGAGCUCGGGGGGCGGCAACACCAACAACAGCAACAGCAAGAAGAAAAGCCCAGCCAGCACCUUCGCCCUCUCCAGCCAGGUACCUGAUGUGAUGGUGGUGGGGGAGCCCACCCUGAUGGGCGGGGAGUUCGGGGACGAGGACGAGAGGCUCAUCACCCGGCUGGAGAACACCCAGUUUGACGCGGCCAACGGCAUUGACGACGAGGACAGCUUUAACAACUCCCCUGCCCUGGGCGCCAACAGCCCCUGGAACAGCAAGCCUCCAUCCAGCCAAGAGAGCAAAUCGGAGAACCCCACGUCACAGGCCUCCCAGUAGAGGCCCCGCCACAGCCACCCAGCGCUCUGCCUGCCUGCCCCACCCCUCGCAGCCCCAGGGAGCAGAAGACAGAAUGAAGAGACUGAGCAUCUGAUAUGGGCAGCCUCAUCCCCCCGCUUCAGGGAGGAACUGGACUUACUGGGGGCAGGUGCCAAGAUUUGUCCCCCAGUGGCCCUGGGCUGGGGCUGGCCUCUGCAGAGCCUUUUGGGGGAAGGGGGGCCUCAUGCGGAUGCCUGCGUGGACCCUGGGCCUCUGAGAAAUGUCCUGACCACCCCCCCACCCCCCGCCCAGGGCAUUUGCCUCCAUCCUCACCCCAGGUUCUGGGUACCCCCAUCUUCCUGACUCCACCCCCUUCAAGCCCAGGGUUGUCUACACCCACAGCCCUUAGGGACUUAAAGUCAUGGGGCUUGGUUGAAUGCCCCUUCCCCAAACUCUCCCUUUAGGUGGCUGGUAGUAGAGGGGUAAAGCUCUGGACUCCUCCCUCCUGCCAUCUAUCCCAGCUCCAAGUUUUUAAAAAAAUAAUAUUAUUAAAAAUGUAAGUUUUAAAAAAAAAUCACUCAUGUCCCCCCCUCUUCCCCUUAUUAAAGGUCCAGCUACCUCCCUUGGCCUGGCAGAUGGGGAGCUUAGAGCCCAUGUGGAGGAAGGGGGCUGUGCGUUACCAUUUGAUAACAGUUUGAGAGCUUCAGACCAAGGAGACCCUUUGCCAUCUCUCUUCCCUUCUCCUCGGGGUGACUGGAGUGUGGAAGGCACGCCACGGGGCUGGGAGCCAUUGAUGGCCUCACCCAUGUGACAGCCCCCUGCUGUUGUCUUUGUCUCCCUCCUCUAGGACUGUGGCCUGCCCUCCUAGUGCUUGUGACUCCCUCUGUCCCAGUCCCCACCCCCUCCCUCCACGGUGUGUAUAUUCUUCACCAGCCCUCCCCUAGAGCAGCUGUCUGCCUGGGGGGAGGGGGGGGGCUCCCUCCCUCAGGGAGUGUGGAGGGAAGGGAACAGCCUUGUUUGUUACUGUGUUUUUGUUUUGUCUCAGUUGGGCAGGCAUGGGGGUGGAGGAGGGAGUUCAUCUACUCUCCAGUACUCUCCUUUUCCCACCUCCUCAAACUGCAUAUCUAGUCCUCCCCUGCCCUUCAGAGGGGUAGGAGCCACUGAGGAUGUCCCCAGCUCUAAGCCCACCAGGGAGCAAUAGGCUUUUGUCCUCCAGCUGAAGUAAAGGCUCUUCAUCUCCCAAUAUCUCCUUCCUCCCCUUCUUCACAGAAGGACAGGAGGCAGCCAGGAUCCUCAGCUCUGCCUCACAAUUGGAUGGAUGUGUGGAGGCUCUGGGCCCAGGGUGAGGCCAAGAGCAGGGUCCCACGAGUCUGGGCCCAGCUCUGGCUUCGCUGCCUUCUCCUGUGGCCAGUUCCAGAAGUGUUAGCACCACCUCUCCCCACUUCCUUCUGGAUUUGGGGCCCCCCACAUCCUGUUUCCUCCACUCCAGCUGCCACUAUUGGAAGGGUGUUGUGUCAGGAGCUGAGGGAAGGGGUAGGGAAGAUGGAUGUCCCACCCCAACUGUAACGCCUUUUUUUUUUUUUUUUUUUUUUUUUGGGCCAUUUGAGUCAUGUAUGGUAUCGAUCAAUAAAGAGACUUUUUGGUUUGAGAGUG